Messenger RNA from Mya arenaria, 1203 nucleotides. RefSeq lists its product as uncharacterized. NCBI's taxonomy places the organism in Eukaryota, Metazoa, Mollusca, Bivalvia, Myida, Myidae. The transcript has a single exon. Bases 1 to 1203 code for a protein of 400 amino acids. The record is from RefSeq and is a predicted model, not a curated record.
AUGUGUCCAUCUCUCACUAAAAAGGUUGUGGGUUUGAACCCUGCCAAGACACAUUCUCCUCCAUCUCUCACUAAAAAGGUUGUGGGUUUGAACCCUGCCAAGACACAUUCUCCUCCAUCUCUCACUAAAAAGGUUGUGGGUUCAAACCCUGCCAAGACACAUUCUCCUCCAUCUCUCACUAAAAAGGUUGUGGGUUUGAACCCUGCCAAGACACAUUCUCCUCCAUCUCUCACUAAAAAGGUUGUGGGUUUGAACCCUGCCAAGACACAUUCUCCUCCAUCUCUCACUAGAAAGGUUGUGGGUUCAAACCCUGCCAAGACACAUUCUCCUCCAUCUCUCACUAAAAAGGUUGUGGGUUCAAACCCUGCCAAGACACAUUCUCCUCCAUCUCUCACUAAAAAGGUUGUGGGUUCAAACCCUGCCAAGACACAUUCUCCUCCAUCUCUCACUAAAAAGGUUGUGGGUUUGAACCUUGCCAAGACACAUUCUCCUCCAUCUCUCACUAAAAAGGUUGUGGGUUUGAACCCUGCCAAGACGCAUUCUCCUCCAUCUUUCACUAAAAAGGUUGUGGGUUCGAACCCUGCCAAGACGCAUUAUCCUCCAUCUCUCACUAAAAGGGUUGUGGGUUCGAACCCUGCCAAGACACAUUCUCCUCCAUCUCUCACUAAAAAGGUUGUGGGUUCGAACCCUGCCAAGACACAUUCUCCUCCAUCUCUCACUAAAAAGGUUGUGGGUUUGAACCCUGCCAAGACACAUUCUCCUCCAUCUCUCACUAAAAAGGUUGUGGGUUUGAACCCUGCCAAGACACAUUCUCCUCCAUCUCUCACUAAAAAGGUUGUGGGUUUGAACCUUGCCAAGACACAUUCUCCUCCAUCUCUCACUAAAAAGGUUGUGGGUUUGAACCCUGCCAAGACGCAUUCUCCUCCAUCUUUCACUAAAAAGGUUGUGGGUUCGAACCCUGCCAAGACGCAUUAUCCUCCAUCUCUCACUAAAAGGGUUGUGGGUUCGAACCCUGCCAAGACACAUUCUCCUCCAUCUCUCACUAAAAAGGUUGUGGGUUCGAACCCUGCCAAGACACAUUCUCCUCCAUCUCUCACUAAAAAGGUUGUGGGUUCAAACCCUGCCAAGACACAUUCUCCUCCAUCUCUCACUAAAAAGGUUGUGGGUUUGAACCCUGCCAAGACACAUUCUCCUGGCCUCUAA